This is a messenger RNA of Trichophyton rubrum CBS 118892, 849 nucleotides long. RefSeq lists its product as uncharacterized. The record is from RefSeq and is a predicted model, not a curated record. Lineage: Eukaryota; Fungi; Ascomycota; Eurotiomycetes; Onygenales; Arthrodermataceae. Bases 1 to 849 code for a protein of 282 amino acids. The transcript has a single exon.
AUGAUGACUGUGAAGUGCCUUAACUUGGGAAUACACGGUAAUUUCAGUUUUGCGGACGUCAAGAAGCUAGUAUCGCAAGAGAGAGGAGAUUGUUAUACUAAUUGGCUUCCCACGAUAUUUUCUUCGCCUGAGGUCACACUAGAGUAUCACCUCCCCAUAUUCCCUCAAGGGGCAGACGUUGAUCCUGCAGGUUUUGAUUCUCUUAUUAAGACCCUUAAUUAUGCACUCUGUCCACAUAUGCGUGCAAAUCAACCGGGAGUACAUCUUCUAUACGUUCGAAAGCCUGGCGCUGAGCCUCGUCCAGGAUGGAUAGAUCCUUCCGCAAGGUGUUUUGAAUGCAAAACUGUGGUGACAGCUUGCGACUUGCCGAGUUCUACUCCUGGAAACGAUGGCCGGGUUUGGUUAGCACUCAAGGUCAGUCGAUCUAUUGGAAGGCUCUAUUCUCCACUAGAGCCAACGUGGCGUAACCAGUCCUUUUCUACCAAGAUUUUUAAUUGGGAAAGGUAUAACAAAGUGAGAAGCAAAUGGUGCCGGGACUUUUGGAGGGAAAAUCCUACAGCUUACGUGGGGUGGGAGGACGAGGAAUGUCUGCAGAACGUCCCCGUCCACCCAUACAUUCCCCCAACCGGGACAGGAUAUGGGCAAAGUAGGCUUACGCCUAAUAUCGGUGCGUCUUUUUCAAGAGAACAGCAGAGAGUAAAUCGCUGGCUGUAUUGGUGCAAUCUUAUCCCAGAAUGGGUGCAUAGGAAGUUCGCGCCUGUCUAUAGACUCGAGGUCUCUAAUUGGACGGGUACGACGGUGGUGAGUCGCAAAUGUGGUGAAGUUCCUGAAGUAAAAGAAAUAUUGUGA